AUGGCAGACAAGAAGCAGCUCAACGAUCUCCUGAAGUGGAGCAUCGAGAACAGCACCAAGGGCGAGGACAACACGACCGACACGCAGGUGCCGCUGCGCACGCCCAACGCCGAUGCCAUCAAGGCGCUGCUGGGCGGGCCGUCGGACGCCGACCUGAUGGUGGCCGCCAUGACCAACAUCACGUCGCCCGACCCCGAGAUCACGCGCGAGUCCAAGCUGACGGCCUUCGACAACCUCGAGCAGCUGAUCGAGUCACUCGACAACGCCAACCUGCUGGCCAAGCUGGGCCUGUGGACGCCCCUCGUCGAGCUGCUGGGCCACGACGAAGCCGAGUUCCGCCUCAUGGCCGCCUGGGUCGUUGGUACCGCCGUCCAGAACAACCCGCCCUGCCAGGAGCGCCUCGUCGCCCUCGGCGGCAUCGAGAAGCUGGUCGCCAUGGCCCUGGGCCGCCGUGUCGGCAUGGAGAAGCGCGCCGGCGACGGCGACAUCGUGACCGAGGACGGCAACGCCGGCGAGGUCGAGACCAAGGACGUCCGGAAGAAGGCCGUCUACGCCCUGAGCUCGGCCUGCAGGAAUUACCAGCCCGCCAUGGACGUGCUGUCGUCCGAGCUGGUAAAGCAAGCCGGCAAGCCCGAGGGCGAGAAAGUAGAGUCGACGGACAUGGACGCCGUCGACACGGUGAUUAACGAACUGAGAGAGAAGGUUGCAAGUGCAUGA
This is a messenger RNA of Neoarthrinium moseri, 717 nucleotides long. RefSeq lists its product as uncharacterized. The record is from RefSeq and is a predicted model, not a curated record. The transcript has a single exon. Lineage: Eukaryota; Fungi; Ascomycota; Sordariomycetes; Amphisphaeriales; Apiosporaceae. Bases 1 to 717 code for a protein of 238 amino acids.